UCCAGCUCCAGAACGACUGAAAGUUGCGUCAAUUUGGAGGGAGGGAGAGUGAGAGUGGUUGCAGCUUGUGAUAGAAACACGAGAGAGAGGGUGUGUGAGUGGUUGCGGUUUCUGAUAGAGACACAGGAGGACAGAGAAAGAGAGAGAGCGUGCGAUGGCAGUCGCUAAGCAGGGCGAGGUGGUGGGAAUCUGCACCAGUUACCAGGCGGUGAUGCCCGGUUACGCCGGAAUAGCGGAGGAAUUCCCGCAGUCGCUGCACCGCCAGCUGCAGAAGAGCAAACUGAAGCAGCGGAGACCCCGGGAGGCCAGGUUUAAGACCCAGCCCGUCACCUUCGACGAGAUCCAGGAGGUGGAAGAGGAAGGCGUCUCGGCCCUGGAGGAGGAGAAAGCUAAGAAGUCCUUUCUGCAGUCGCUGGAGUGUCUCAGGAGGAGCGCUCAGAACUCGCGGGUCCACAAGUCAAAUUUGAGCAACUCGAAGCUGAGAUACAGCCUGGAUUCGAGCGACUCGGAUUCCGCGCAUUGAGAUCAGCACCGUUUGACCAGCCCACUCACCCCUCCCCAACUCCAAACAAAAGCACUGUACUUCAUAAUGAAGUUAUUUUCGAAAUUGUAUUUUGUAAAAAAAAAAAGUCUAUUUUCAAAAGGGAACCUUUUAUGCUUUGGCUCGUGGGAACCAGGAAUAAGUCUGAUGUAAGAUGUCGUUUUGUGCUCGGAUUUUUGCAAAUUGUGGGAUGAAAGCUCCAAGCCGAACCUUUUCCUUCCACCCCCCUCCCCUCUCCCUCUUUCUAUCUAUCUAUAUAUAUAUAUAAAAAUAUAUAUCCGAGAAACUGGAGAGCGAAACAUUUGAAAAGCGAACUGGCAAAAUUUGUGCCUUUUUCAUGUGGGGAUAUCACUGAAGUUGGAAUACGGCGGAUCUAAAUGCAGCUUAAUUUUGUUUUUAUUUUAAACCGGUUGUUUUCUACUCGGCUUUCCGAAUAAUUAAAACGCGAGAUGUAAUAUCCAGUUAGAAAUGUCCCGUCCCACACCUUGUCGAAUUGGAGAGCAGAUGCUCGAGUGUUUCGAGGUCUGAGAGUCGCUGAACUCUUGCCAAAUUUCAGCUCUGUAAUGCUUUUAAUACUUAAAAUCGGUAAUUUAUAUGUUUGUACUUUUGUGAUAGCUGCGAAAAGUUUAGAUUGUGUAAUGCCUUGUGAUUAAUAAAAUCGAUGUACACGUAACAUCUUUAAUUAUUAAAAAAAAAUGUUUUUUUGGGUUAAAAAAAA
Messenger RNA from Carcharodon carcharias (great white shark), 1259 nucleotides. RefSeq names its product chromosome 10 C11orf96 homolog (gene c10h11orf96). The record is from RefSeq and is a predicted model, not a curated record. The transcript has a single exon. Lineage: Eukaryota; Metazoa; Chordata; Chondrichthyes; Lamniformes; Lamnidae. Bases 155 to 523 code for a protein of 122 amino acids.